Molecule: messenger RNA, 1536 nt
Organism: Fusarium oxysporum Fo47
Lineage: Eukaryota; Fungi; Ascomycota; Sordariomycetes; Hypocreales; Nectriaceae
Product: amino acid/polyamine transporter I
Exons: 2
Coding region: 1-1536 (511 amino acids)
Biological process (GO): transmembrane transport
Cellular component (GO): membrane
Molecular function (GO): transmembrane transporter activity
Source: RefSeq, a predicted model, not a curated record
AUGGAAGAUAAUAAAUUUCUCGGAAAGAAACACCCAGACAGCACAGCUACCUCAGACAAUCAUGACGGCUGCUCUGUCGUCGCAGAGCAUACGCAGGAGGUACCAGUAAACUUCGGACUCCUGUCUCUCACAGGCCUAGGCAUCAUCAUUGGAGUUGUUUGGCCUGCUUCUGGAGGUUCAAUUCAAGUUGCAAUCUUCAAUGGCGGAUCUCCAGGCGUUCUAUACGAGUUCAUCGUCGUAUCCUUCUUCUACUUCUUCGUCGCCGCAUCCCUCGCCGAGCUCGCGAGUGCCAUGCCCUCCAGCGCGGGCGUAUACUACUGGGCCUCUAUUACCCCUGGGAAACGAUAUGGCCGGGUCAUUGGCUUUUUUGCUGGCUGGUGGAACUACCUAGGCUGGAUCUGCGCUGGUGCAAGCAUGGCUGCGAUAUGGAGCAACAGCAUCAUCCAGAUCUAUGCACUGAAACAUCCCGACUACAUCGUGAAAGAAGUUCAUGUAUUUGUGGUAUUUGUUAUCUCCACAUGGCUCGCCUGCUUCUCGGUCUGUUACGGUGGCCGGGCAAUGCCUCUUCUCAACCAGUUCGGCAUCUACUGGCUCCUGAUCGGCCUGCUCAUCACGAUCGUGGUUCUUGCAGCUGUACCUCUUCGAAGCGGAGGGAGUGGCCAUGCAACUUCGUCAUUUGUAUGGCUUGAGUGGCAAGCCGACCUUGGAUACCCUAAUAUCAUAGUAUUCCUUGGCGGCAUGUUGAACGGCGCUUACAGUGUUGGAUGUCCUGCAGCUGUAAGCCAUUUGGCUGAGGAAAUACCCCGUCCGCAGAGAAAUGUGCCUCUUGCGAUGGGCCUUCAGGUUGUCACAGGCUUCAUCACGGGCUUUUCGUAUCUGAUCGCUCUUAUGUACUCCGUCCAUAGCUACGACAGGAUCUUCGCGAGCCAAUUUCCACUUGCCGAGAUUUACCUGCAAGCUACUGGAUCAGCCGAUGGAACGAUUUGUCUCCUGAUUCUCAUGCAGACAUGCAUCGGUCUAAGCAUCGUCGGUCUUUACAUCACAUGCGGACGAACAUUGUGGGCAUUGAGCCGCGACGGAGCGACGCCAUGGCCAUUAGUCUUUUCCAACUUUAGCUUGAGGUUCGACGCACCCAUCAAUGCAACCAUGGCCUCUGCGGUGCUCGUCACCUUGAUGGGAUGCAUUUAUGUGGCAAGCAAAACAGCGUUCAACGCUAUUAUCGGUUCGUUCGUACUUAUGUCUUCGUCUGCAUACACCGCAGCGGUCCUGCCUCACCUUCUUACAGGACGAAGAAAUGUCGUAUAUGGACCGAUAAGACUGGGUAAAAAGCUGGGUUUCGUGGCUAACGCGAUUGCGAGCACAUAUAUGGUGAUUGCUUUUGUUAUUUACUGCUUGCCCUUUUCCUUACCUGUCACUGCUCAGAAUAUGAACUAUGCCUGCCUAGUCUGGGGUGGCUCGACCCUGCUGCUAUGUAUGUACUGGCUGUGGAAAGGGAGACACGGGUAUACGGGACCCAUUAGGGAGAUAAAUAACUAA